AUGAAGGCCGCUGCAUGUGCUGCCACAUACUGCUCUAUUUUUACCCGCUCAAAGGCACCAGUAUGACCCACGGACAGACACAGGACAAUGUGAUUGUCGGGACACGGCAGAAAAAGUUUGAUCACAAGGAUUUCUCUGUGCAUCAGUUGCAGCACUAUGUUAAGGUGUGCAAAUGGACGACCUUGAUCACAGUAUCAGCAUAGUGGAAUACGAGUGGAUAAGCUUUUAUGAUGAGUGUGAAGAAUGUUGCCUGCUAUUGCCCUCCAAAGCAGACGUUGACAACUCCAGCCUGAGUGAUUCAGAAGAGUCCUGGAGUCAGGAACAUUCAGAACAAUGUGAUGCCCUGCAAACCACUGCUGCCAGAACAGGGCUAGAAUUAGUCCACCUCGCACUGGAGCAUGGCCCUUGCUUUGCAGAGUUUUCACAGGUUAACCAGAAGCACACAGACGGAGAAGGAGAGGAUCAGACUGCGGUCUGGGAAGAGAAGGGAUCAGAUAAAGGAUCUCUUCAUACCCGCCUUAAUCUUGUAGAGACACCGCAGUGUUCCGAAGAAGAUGUUCUCUCCACCAGGGAAGCACAAAAAGAGAAUGAGGAGAUAUUGAAGAUGGUUAAUUAUGGCAUUGCAACAAAUGAAACACUCUCACAACGAAGCGACCCUAAUGAUAGCCAAUGUUCUACUGACGAUGGAGCCCAUGAAACGCUUUCAGACCUACAGAGAAUUCUGCUAAGUGACACGGUCUGCGCCACAACUACACAGGAAGUCCAGCCACUUCCCAGACAUAAAGCCGACCGUGAUAUGAACGACAGGCUGAUACAAUGUGCACACAAUGCAGAGAAAACACUUUGCGGGAAAGACAGAAGCUUCUUGAUUACGAAAGAGAAGGAGCGUUGGUUUGUGACGGUGAAUGUCAGCCCUUUGCGAAGAAAAAGACGAAAGAAAAAGAAAGCUAGUAGAACCUUUCCCCGUGCGGCGGUUUGCAGAAGCCCACACCUGAACGCAGGUCAGAGGUCAAGAUGAAUCAAUCAGAGGUGGAGAGCGGCAACAACUCGGGGCCUUGUGAAACGUCACAACCACACCAAGGAGCAUCUGCUGCAGAGUCAUCCGAUGGGAUUCAGAUACCAGUUCUCACAGAUACAAAACCAAUCCAUGAGGACUCUUCUCUUUCAGACUCUGAAUUGUGUUCUUUUAAACCUUCCACACUGGAAACAUGUCCAUUAUCUGAGGCAGCUCCACAGUCAGUGACCCUCCCAAACUCCACGUUAUCCAAGUUAGCAUUUAAAGGUCAAGAUAUUACAGUGCUGGACGUUGUGAAGUCUGAGGAUUUUGAAAAUGGUCAAGGAUUAUGCUUGGCAAAUAUUUGCAAUUCCAGACAUCAAACCGCCAUGUUGCCUAACGCAGUUAUCUUGAAAAGUGCAAGUAGAUUACAAUACUGUCAAUCAUUUGAAAGUAUUGAGUCUAUGGAAUUCAAAAGUGCCGAAGACUUCAGCUCAAGCAACAGCUCUGAUUGUGAAAGUUAUGCUUCAGCACCUGACACACCAGAGGAUACUUGGCCUAUAUUCAAAGACCAUCGCUCUGAAAAUAAACCAGAGGACCUGGAACAACGGUCCCGCCGCCGCAAACUAUUGCUGUCCACACCAUGUGACCUGUUGGAGUUAAGUGAGAUGGAAAAUGUUCCACACACAGAUGACGUGCAGUUUCCUGAUGAGACACUGCAUGUGCAUUCUGCUAAACAUGUGUCACAUGACAUUGAAUACCUGCAGGACCCUAUGCCCUUGCAAAGCCAUGGCUGUAAAACUGAGGCGAAUGGGGAAUGUAUGGAGGCAUAUACUGAGCCUGCUUUGGCAUGUCUACCUGUUGAACAAAGUGAUAGUUUAACACUAGAGAACAACUCUGCUGAUAAAACAGUCCAUUUAACGUCUCAACCUUCAGACUCUAAGCAAGUGGAACUGUGUAGCAUGACAACAGAUCAACCUCAAUCUCCUUCCGUUUGUGAUCCGACAGCUGGCUCUGUGCCGGACAGCCAAGAAACAUAUGCUGAAUCACUUGGCCCUUGUCGGCCUGUAUUCGCCAUGUCUGCCUUUUGGGAUGAGAUGGAAAAACUGACAAUUAGAGACAUUUUACAGCUGAGAGAAUCAGGGGAACAACCCAGCAGAAAAGCACUUACAAUUCAUGACACAGCAAGGCCCAUGAUGAUGACCGGGACAUGAAGACAGACACCGGUCCUCUGUGGUCGGACACCCCUCUGGUAGAUCCGUCAGACAUUGCAGACUCUGACUACUUUACCAAUCCCGAUGACUCUCAGCCAGAUCGCUCGAGUUGUGAUGUUUCCGUAUUCUCUGAUCUGGAUGAGGAGUACUGUCAGCUACUGGGUGGCGGGCAAGAAACGGGCACUGACCUUCUGGACCCUAACCUUCACACGCAAAGCCCAGCUGUCUCUCCUCCCACACGGGACUCCACAAAGAACACACCACCGGCUAAUGAAGGCACGUGGGAAGAGGGAAGUUUGGAUGUUCCACACUCCCUUAACUGUUUUUCAGCUGGUCAAACUGCACAUGAGAGUGGUAUUCAAAAAAGCAAAAGCAUGCAUAACAUCCAAACUCUCUACAGUACUCACAAGGGCACGCCCUUCGAACCGAUCCUUGAGAAUGGAGAUGAGCGAUCACCCUGUAUAAAGGAUCCUUCCCUGCAGAUGAUCCCUGUCAUAAUGGUGAACAACGUUCUCGUCGAUGGAACCUUCUCAACUAUGCUGUCGAACCCUGACAUUCUGGACGAGGAUUACAGAAUAUCACUCCCGGAAGUUUUGGGGUAUUUCUAUGAGAACAAGACACAGGAUGACUUUGGGACUGUCAGUAACUAUGAUGACCAAUCACUGUCUUCUCUUUGCGACGGCACCACCAGCUCCAGAUAUGGGUCUAAGGACGGACUCCUGUCCAUCCAAGCUUCCCAAUGGAGAGAGGAAAAACCAAUCCCCAUCUUCACAUGCUCCGGCCACUCCCUUAGAGAGCUCACAUUCCCAGAGGCAGACUACCUCAUCCGUUCAACAGAGAUUCACGUUGACCCGGACAUGGAGAGCCACGGCCUGCCAAUCUGGGCUGUACCUCACGCCCCCUGUCCGGGCGUCUAUCCCGUCCUCUCGUCUGCAGCCGCGGACGAAGCUCUAUUCAACAACAGAUGUUGGUCCAGCUGGUUCAUCAGAAAUAUACGCCUCCCAGACAGCGGCAGCAGCUGGAGCCUUAGGUCUUGGCCUUGGGUGUUCCCGAUCGGAGCCCACUGGACCCCCUUCAGGGACGCCAAUGCAGUCCACACACUAACCCCUCAGAGAGGGUUUGCCUCUUUCCCCAACCACUUGGUCAGAAAGCUGGCAGCCGACCAGCAAAUGUUGAAAUUCAUGCCGACAUCGGUGUCAUUAUCAGAUAAAGACGGCCUCUUCUCCACCCUGAAGCAGUCAGACAUGUGCUUGUUGUGCAUUGCAGUGGCAUCGUGGGUCCUGAGGUCCACUGACCCGCACGCAGCAGACUCUUGGAAAGCAGCCUUGCUGGCAAAUGUGAGCGCCAUAUCAGCGAUCCAGUACCUCCGACACUAUGUUCUGAGGAGACCUGCUAAGGACGGAGGAGGGAAGGCCAGUGUGAGCGAGAGCUUGUGCAAGGACAAUCGCACAGCUACCGCUGUGGCAUGCUCAGAUGAUGUAAUGGCACACUAGAUUAAAACCGCCUUUUUUGCCAAGUACAACCCUGACUCCGUCCGCUCUGUACCAGGAACCUUUACAGCGGGAAAACGCAUCAC
Gadus morhua (Atlantic cod) is the source of this 3784-nucleotide messenger RNA. It is a transcript of the gene perm1b, whose product is annotated as PPARGC1 and ESRR induced regulator, muscle 1b. Gene Ontology annotation, cellular component: cytoplasm; nucleus. Lineage: Eukaryota; Metazoa; Chordata; Actinopteri; Gadiformes; Gadidae. The record is from RefSeq and is a predicted model, not a curated record. The transcript is spliced from 5 exons. Bases 2205 to 3701 code for a protein of 498 amino acids. Gene Ontology annotation, biological process: regulation of DNA-templated transcription; response to muscle activity.